GGCAGGAACCAGAACGCCGCCGGGGCGAAUAAUAACAACAACGGCGGCAGCAAAAGUUUAUCCGCCGCCCCCAACGGCACCAGCAGCGUGAACUCCUGGGAGGAGGGGAGCUCGGGGUCGUCCAGCGAUGAGGAGCACGCUGGCGGCGGAAUGAGGGUCGGGCCGCAGUACCAGGCGGUGGUCCCUGAUUUCGACCCCGCCAAACUUGCAAGGCGAAGUCAGGAGAGAGAGAAUCUCGGCAUGCUGGUCUGGUCACCUAACCAGAAUCUGUCUGAAGCAAAAUUGGAUGAAUAUAUUGCCAUUGCUAAAGAGAAGCAUGGAUACAAUAUGGAGCAGGCUCUUGGGAUGCUGUUUUGGCACAAGCACAACAUUGAGAAGUCUUUGGCAGAUCUGCCAAACUUUACUCCAUUCCCAGAUGAGUGGACAGUGGAAGACAAGGUCCUGUUUGAACAGGCCUUCAGUUUCCAUGGGAAAACCUUUCACAGGAUCCAGCAGAUGCUUCCUGACAAAUCAAUAGCCAGCCUGGUGAAAUUUUACUACUCCUGGAAGAAGACAAGGACUAAAACUAGUGUGAUGGACCGUCAUGCUCGUAAACAAAAAAGGGAACGUGAGGAAAGUGAGGAUGAAAUGGAGGAAGCAAAUGGAAAUAACCCUAUUGACAUUGAAGUUGAACAAAACAAGGAGAGCAAAAAGGAGGUGCCACCUGCUGAAACUGUCCCUCAGGUGAAGAAGGAGAAGCACAGUACACAGGCCAAGAACAGAGCAAAGAGGAAACCUCCCAAAGGAAUGUUCCUUUCCCAGGAAGAUGUGGAGGCUGUUUCUGCCAAUGCAACAGCUGCUACCACUGUACUCAGACAACUGGACAUGGAAUUAGUCUCAAUCAAACGGCAGAUUCAGAAUAUCAAGCAGACAAACAGCGCGCUCAAAGAAAAACUUGAAGGUGGUAUAGAACAGUACAGACUUCCAGAGGUCGUCCAGAAAUUUAAUGCACGUUGGACCACAGAUGAGCAGCUUCUUGCUGUACAAGCAAUCAGGAAAUAUGGCCGAGACUUUCAGGCAAUCUCUGAUGUGAUUGGAAACAAAUCUGUGGUGCAAGUGAAAAACUUUUUUGUAAAUUAUCGACGUCGUUUCAACAUAGAUGAAGUCCUGCAGGAGUGGGAGGCAGAGCAUGGCAAAGAGGAGACAAAUGGAACCAAUAGCCAGAAGCCUGUAAAAUCCCCUGAUAAUUCCACUAAAAUGUCUGAAGAGGAAGAUGAGGCUACUUCUGUUCUUGAUGUCAGAUAUGCAUCUGCUUCGUGAGAAGGUGCUGUAGCCUAGAACAAUUUGUGUUGACUACUGUGUUAUCCAGGAUAUCAGGUAUUAGCAAACCUCAGACAGCCAUCUGCAUCAUAUCUGUGGACAAGCAGCUAUUACCAAAAAAAAGGCAAACGCUUCCAGUCCUGUGCUACAUCUGCCUUAAUCUCCCCUCAUUCCUCCAUACUGCCUCCACUUUCUUUCAAAAGCACCCAGGUAGCUCAGCUCUCCAUUUCACCAACGUCAUGCUUAAGCAUGGGGUCUUCUAGAACCAGUAACACCUGUCUAUAAAUUUUGACCAACCUGCAAAACAAGGAGCUCCUUAGCAGCCCCACAGUAACUCUACACAUUAGGAGUUCUUAUAAUACUUGGUCUGUAGGUUAUAAGUAUGUAUUGCUGCAUGGCCUUGUGGUCUCCGCUUCCUGUGUAUUCUUACGAUGACACUAUGAUUAGUGAGCUUUCUAUAAAGGAGGUGCUUGUGCACAUGCCAGCUGUGUCAGGUUUGUUCUGCAGUGACAGGACAUGUUAGCAAGCAAUCAUGGAAAUGUUAUUUCUAAGGUUUGGUCAGUCCAAGGUUGUAGAUGUAACUCAUUACACUUCUGGUUUGUGCAAUUCUUUCCACUGUAUUUGUGUGUUCUUGCUUCAUAGAAAGCUCCCUAAUUGAGCAUUUUAUUCCUGUAUAUUUUAAUGGCUUUUGUUUAGUGCAAAAGGGAAUACUUAACCUAAAACUGUUUGAUACGCUAUUUAACCCCUGGCAUUCAGCAUUUACAUUGUAACUUGUUAAGUGAGUGCUACACAACUUUCUUUUUCCUGAUCCUCUGUGGGAUUAAGUCAAAACAACUUUCUCUGGUGCCUCUCCUUUAGGGGAAUAUGUGCCUUUUUGCAUUUGGCUACCAUAGAUCACUUUCUGUCCCAGUGUCUCGUUCCUCUUCAGAGCGCUGUUUGCCAAAGACAUCAAACUGCUUCUCCCACUGGAAGUUUGGAUGAGGGUUGGAGCACAAAAUUCAACCUUCAAGAGUUUUUGGUUUCUUGGAAGUGUAAUGGAGAAGAACUGGGUUAAUUUUCAUUGGCCAUUUUAACCCUUCUGAAGCACACAUCUUUCAUGUUCUGAAUCAAAAUAUGCAAUUUAAAAUCUAAGAGGUGCUUUUCCAAAUACUUGGUGCAUGCAGCUUUCAAAUCUCAGCCCUCUGCUCGGAUGGCCCAUGCUGUGGCCUGUCUAGCUGGCUUGAACUGGAACUGUUCUUGCAGUCCCAUGGGAGGACUUUGCACCUUGAACAAGGUGGUUGCUGACUGCCGAGCAGACAGUGUCCAGCGAAGCUAGAAGCAGCAGUGUUACUUCUUGUCCAAUGGAAAGCUGCAAAAUAACACUAGUCACAAAGCAUUUAAAAUGGUUAAUUUACUUAUGUUGGAAGAAACCACUAGGUGUCUUUGCAGGUGGAGAAAAGGACCUUUCUUGCCUCUCUUCCUCUACAGAGGAUUCAAGCCAAGAUGGCACACAGUGAGGUACAGCAUCAGCCUUUCCUAACGCAGCUUGAAAUGAGCUGGCCUGUGGCUGGCCUGCAGCUGAGGUUGGUGGAGCUCAGGGCCGAGCCCUGGGCUUGGUGCAGAGGUUUGGCUGCUGGGCUGUGCUGUGCUGUGUGCUGUGGUGGCUCUGCUCUCUGUACCCGAGUGGGGCAGGCUGAUGCCAGCUGAGCAGCAGAGCUGGCUCUGGCACCUCCUGCAGUGUGGUCACAGCCCAGGAAAGGCGGGGGACAUGGCCUCUUGCAGCACUGAGCUGUGCUCUUACCCUUGGGCCAUGUGUGAGGAAAGUAAUUCAGUGUCAGAAACUGGGCAGCAACACGCAGGCACAGCACAGGUAGAGAUUUCCUAGGGCAAGUUGGAGUGUGGAGCCCCAAAAGGGCCUGUUUCAGCCACUUGGGAGCUGUUGCUGAGCAGUUCCAUUCUGAUAGCUCCAGAGAGAUCCCCCAAGGUGAUGGGAGGAUGGAAGGGAGAUAUUCCCUAUCCUCUGUAUUGCUGUUGUGUCUCUGCAGCUGCUGCUGUGAACUGGCGGCUCUGGUGGCUCAAAUGUUCCUUCAGGCCUGUGCCAGUUGAGCUGGGAAUCUCUUGUGAGAAGGAAGGAAGGCUAGGUGAUAGCCAGUGUGAAUUAGGAAUAAAGACCGGGCAAAUAGCACUGUGAAUCCAGUUGACAGUUGUGGUGUAAAGCAAUGCUGCUCUUUAGAAACACUCUAGUAUUAAGUGUUAAACCUCCUGCUGGUACCAAUGCAUGGAGAGUGGUGUGGGAGUGGUGUAGGAGCUUACAUCCCAGCUGGGGGAACUCAUCAGGAGAGGCUUCUGCUGGAGAGUUAGGUACCUGUGAGGACUUCUCAUUGGUUUUUGCCCUCAAAUCUGUCCAUCUUAUCAGAAAAGUUGUGUUUUGGCUUCAUCCCCAUGGGGUAGGGGGAAAUGUGUAUAAUUUGUGAUAUUAGGAAGAAAAAAGUUGUUUAAUUACUUUUCAGUUGACUGCUAUCUUAUUGUAGUUGAUACAUGCAAUAUAAUAGCACUGUAUUUUAAACGUUUAGUUUUUUACAUUUUCUUGAACUAUGUUUUUAAAUGCGAUAAAAUCAUUUUAGCUUUUGAAAUGGUUUGACCUUGUUUAAGUGAAGACCCUGUUAUUCUUUUGUUAAAUGGGUCAAGCAUUAGAUAUGUCAACUGGUUGCAUUCUGACUAGAAGGGUCCACAAAGAUAACUGCAUAAGAUAAGAAUAUUCACUUAAAUUUUGUUUCUUAAACUAUCGAUGUGAAUGUCAUAAUUAUAUAUAUUUUGUGGAAAAUGGGAAAUUAUUUCUCCUAAGUAUAAGUUAUUGUGCAAAAUAUGGUAUCGUUAAAGAAAAUGAUAGUUUAAGUUUUAGUUUUAGAAAUCUUAAAGAUAUAAAAGUGUAUUGCAUAUGCAUAAACAAAUUUCAUUUGUUCUAUUUAAUUUUUAUGUAGUUGUGUAAAGUGCUAGGUAACUUCUUUUUUCACUUAUCCAUUAAAACAACCUUGUUACUUGAAUAUUCGUGUUUAACUGGUUUGAAACAGUGAUCAAUUUUUGUAAUAUAAUCUUACAACCAAGGGAAAAAAAUACACGCCUCAGUUGUGCUUAACAGUAUAGCAACAAUGUACAAUCAGAUGCUUAAGACAGUAGUAGCCAUACCUGGUAGUGCAACCACAAUGGUUGUGUCUCAAUAUAUUUAAUACCAAUGGGGAUAAUGGUUUCUUAAUAUAUUUUUACAAGUUUGCAACCAGGAAGACCCCAUAAAUAUCCACUAGAACACUUUUUUAAUAGUUAAAAUAAGAGUGAAACUCUUACUCUCUUAAAGCAAUGUCCUGACAAACAUUUUUCUUUCCUGUACAAAUACAUGAGAAACAUUAUGUAUUAAAAUAUGCUCAUUGUCACUUUAAAUUUCAGUUUUUAUUCUAUGAAAUUGCUAAUAUGCUGUUGGUAUUCUUGCACACCAAAUAUGAGCCAAACAGUGCAUUACACUAACUUGAUCACUGGAUUUGUGAACAAAAGUCUCCAAGUCACUGAAAUGCAAAAAUAUCAUAGGAGAUUUUUUUUGAUAAUGUGUUUAUUUUUCAAAUUGGUAUGAAUUUGUGCAUAGCCAUUCAGCAAUGAGUGGACUGAUAUUUUACAAAAAAAAAGGAAAAAAUUAUUUUAUUAGCUCCAGCUUGUCUUCAGUAAGUCAAAAUCUAGUGAUCUUGUGCAAUGCCCCUAAAGCAAAUACUUUCUGCCACUCCCUGGAUUAAUGCAGCUUUUCCUGUUGAUAGUAAAGCACAAUUGCAGUGAAAGUUACAGUUCAGAAGAUGGAAGGUCAGUAUAGUCUAUGCAUGUUGUAUAAUAAUGAGUGUUUACAUUCAUAUUCUCCUAAAAUAAAAUUUAUACUGGAGUGUAUAGUAUUCCAUUAUGUAGAUUUUAUCAAUUUUGUUAACUGCUUAUAGAUUGCUUAAAAGAAGUUUUUUCAAGAUUUUAAAAGAUGUAUAAGGUUAAGUUUGCAAAUAUAAUGGAAAUGCUGUAUAGCUUUUGAAGUGAUGAAAUACUCGUUGGGAUUUUAAAGAAAGUAUGUUGUAAUAAUGCUGUUGUAAGUAAUAUUUUAAAUGUCUUUUUUGCCUGUUUUCUAUUAUUCAGCACACUUACUGUGAUGAAUGUUCAUAGCAUUAUAAAAUUGCUUAGCCACUGAAAAGUAACAUUUGGUUUUGGAUUAUUUUACUGUAUGAGGAAUUAUAGUGGGGUAAAUUCCUUUGUGAAAUUCUACAUAAUUCAUUUUUCUAUGAUUUCCAAUGUUUGCUGACAUCAAAUAAAAUUUUUUCAAGCCAUUGAUGUAAUAAAAUAUGUAGUAAAAUGUUAAUGAUGUAAAGUGUGGUUCUGAUGUGCAGCUGACCCCCUACCUAAGAUUUUGGUCAGGAGAUGCAAAAGGGGUUUUCUCCUUCCUGACAGUGUUGUCCCUAAGAUAAGGAGGAUCUGAAGAAUAAACUGCUGCCUCUUUGCUUCGUGUAAAAAAGCACUUGGCUGUAGAAGUUAACAAGAUUGUCGUCUUUCAAAUGAGAGAAUCACAUUUAAAAUACAUGGGAAAAGGUGACACUUGCCCUCAGAGCUUAGCAGUGUGCAGUGUUGCUAUUGAAGAUGCUCAGAAGGGCAGGAAAUUUUGCAGCUUGGAAUCUUCGGGGAGAUCAUGUUUUGUCUUCAUGUGCUGGUGUGCUACUAAGCACUAAACACAGAAGCAGAGAGAAGACUUUUGGGGCUGUUUGGGGGAAAAUGCUCUGGGAGCCUGGGGUUAGUGCAGGACAGGUGCUGAGAAGUUUCAUCUGUGUCAAAGGCAGCAGAACUCCUACAGCAGGACACUGGUGGUUUCCAGCUCUGCAGCCUAUGGAGGGCAGGAAUUAGUCAUGCAUUUCUACAUUGUAAAGCAAAUUGGUAGGGAGGGAGACUGAUUUGGGGUUUUGGAAGAGCAAGCAGCAUUUUUGAGAGCUGAGGGUGUUUCCUUACUGGAAAGCAUUCCUUGUAAUUUUCCUGCUGGUAGAGAAUACAGUACCAGUAUUGUAAGGUAGCAAUCUGCUUUUUUAGGGGAGUUACUUGACUCAAAGCACUUAAACUUUCAAUAUAAACCAGCCCUUCUUGCCCAUGUGCCCCCCAACCCCAAAGUAAAACAAAGAGAAACAAAUAAAAAGAAGGAACUUCCUUUCAAUCAGGGAGCAUAAAAAGGUGAGGAAAUGGGGACUUCCCCUGCUUGAACACGUGCUCUUCUGAGGAGUCUAGAAGCAAAGAUAAAGUAGUGAUAACACCACUGUUUCUGGAAACACAGGUGCUGUAUCUGUGCCUGGUAGUGGUAUGUUGUGUAAAUGGCAGUGCACUGUUGAAUGAAUGCUGUAUUAUUCCUCAUAGCCUGUCCUGCAUUAACAAAUUGUACAGGGUGGCACUGAGCAUUUCUCCUUUAGAGUAGGAGCUGCCUUGCAGGAUGAGGUACAAGCUGGAGUUCAGGCUGAAAGGGAAGAG
Messenger RNA from Ficedula albicollis (Collared flycatcher), 6801 nucleotides. It is a transcript of the gene RCOR1, whose product is annotated as REST corepressor 1. The transcript has 12 exons. Gene Ontology annotation, molecular function: transcription corepressor activity. Gene Ontology annotation, biological process: negative regulation of DNA-templated transcription; regulation of transcription by RNA polymerase II. The coding region runs from base 151 to 1299 and encodes 382 amino acids. The record is from RefSeq and is a predicted model, not a curated record. Gene Ontology annotation, cellular component: histone deacetylase complex; transcription regulator complex. Lineage: Eukaryota; Metazoa; Chordata; Aves; Passeriformes; Muscicapidae.